Medioppia subpectinata is the source of this 2433-nucleotide messenger RNA. The record is from the annotation of a GenBank genome assembly. NCBI's taxonomy places the organism in Eukaryota, Metazoa, Arthropoda, Arachnida, Sarcoptiformes, Oppiidae.
AUGGAUAGUGUUUCAAAAUUGAGACGAAUUAUGGCUAUGUUUGAGGAAGAGAUGAAACUGGGAUUAGAGCCCAAACCCAGUCGUCAAUCGGCUUUUUAUAUGUGUAACACAUUUGUGACCGACUGUCCCGACGGUACAGAAGAGGGCGAUGUUUUGUCAAUGGAUUUGGGAAACAGUAAUUUCAGACUAUUGUUAACCCGAUUAAAGCCGGGAAAGAAACCGGAGUUUAUUGUUAAACACUAUGAUCUCAGCACAGAAUACAGACGCGGCAAACCUCAGAAAUUGUUUGACUAUUUGGCCGUUUGUAUCGAGGAUUUCAUUGACACAAACCUAUCCAUUAGUGGUGAGCGUCUGCCCUUCGGAAUGACCUUUUCCUUCGGUUACGAUCAGACGGCUCUAAACGUUGGGAUUAUAAAGCAGUUCGGAAUCGACACCGAUUUGCCCGAAGCUAUUGGUAAAGACGCCGUCAAGUAUUUACAGGACGCCAUCGACCGGAAGGGUCUCAAAGUAGAUGUGCUGUCCAUAGCUAACGAUACAACGGCCACAUUGGCGUACGGCAUGUCUCUAAAGCCCGACACAUAUAUUGGCUUUAUAUUAGGUUCGGGUACUAAUACUUGUUAUCUCGAAAACGUUGACCGAAUUGAAAAGAUUGAUCCAAUGAAGACAUUUGGCUCCAAACCUGAGAGCGUUAUACUAAAUCUCGAGAAUGGUUUUCUCGGAGACAAUGGAUCCAUUGAUUUUGUCAAAACUAAAUGGGAUUUAGAAGUAGACAACGAUUCGCUAUUUCCUCAUAACUAUAGUUUUGAGAAAUUAAUCGGCGGUGCAUUUAUUGGGGAUCUUUUCCGUCGGACUCUGUUAUCAUUGGCAGAAAACCAUGUAUUUCUUGGAGGAAUAAUAACGGAUGGAUUGAAGCAAAAGGACUCUAUUAAAGGCCCAGACGUGUCGUCAGUAGAGAGCGACAAAACUGAUGGUUCAGUCAUAGCAUUGUUGCAAAGAUUGGGAUAUUCUUCACAACAGAUAACCAAAGAUGACAUUGAGAUCGUUAGAUAUGUCUGCGCUCUGAUCGGUGUCCGUAACGCACAGUUAGCCGCCGCCACUCUCUCACCGCUUAUUCAACGCAUUGAUAAACCAAUGGUUAGGAUAGCGGCCGACGGCUCGCCAUACAAAAAACACCCAAAACUUCAUAAAUUGAUCACUGAUUUCAUUACCGAAUUGAUUCCCAACAGAAAAUUUGAGUUAUUUUUAGCCGAAGAUGGAAGCGACUCUCUCACACAUCGGUUUAGAAGCGAGAAAAUGGAUUCAAUCAGCGAUUCAUUACUUCUGGAGAGCUCUCCAUUCCAUAACCCGGUGCUCACUAUCGGUGACCAAAAUCGCAAACAAAAGGUCUAUGAAUUGCUGAAGGAAUAUGUCUUAACUGUUCCCAAAUUGAGACGAAUUAUGGCUAUGUUUGAGGAGGAGAUGAGACUGGGAUUAGAGGCCAAACCCAGUCGUCCGUCGGUUUUCUACAUGUGUAACACAUUUGUGACCGACUGUCCCGACGGUACCGAAGAGGGCGAUGUAUUGUCAAUGGAUUUGGGAAGUACUAACUUAAGACUAUUGUUAACCCGAUUAAAGCCGGGAAAGGAGCCCGAGUUUAGUGUUAAACACUAUGAUAUAAAUACAGAACACAGACGCGGCAAACCUGAAAAAUUAUUUGAUUAUCUGGCCGUUUGUAUCGAGGAUUUUGUUAACACAAACCCAGACAUCAGUGGUAAGCGUCUGCCCUUCGGAAUGACCUUUUCCUUCGGUUACGAUCAGACGGCUCUAAACGUUGGGAUUAUACAGCAGUUCGGAAUCGACACCGAUUUGCCCGAUGCUAUUGGUAAAGACGCCGUCAAGUAUUUACAGGACGCCAUCGACCGGAAGGGUCUCAAAGUGGAUGUACUGUCUGUUUCUAACGAUACAACGGCCACAUUGGCGUACGGCAUGUCUCUAAAGCCCGACACAUAUAUUGGCUUCAUAUUAGGUUCGGGUACUAAUACUUGUUAUCUCGAAAACGUUGACCGAAUCGAAAAGAUUGAUCCGUUGAAGACAUUUGGCACCAAAACUGAGAGCGUUAUACUGAACCUCGAAAACGGCUUUCUAGGAGACAACGGAUCCAUCGAUUUUGUCAAAACUAAAUGGGAUUUAGAAAUAGACAACGAAUCACUGUUUCCUCAUAAUUACGGAUCCGCCGCAUACAAAAUGACCACGAUAAUAGAUGGAGCACAUCCAUGGGAUUUGACCAACUUUGACACUGUUGCCCAUAACUAUACGAUAAGUAGUGGGCAACAGAGCUUAGAUGGUAGAGGUCUAGCAUUGGGCCACUCGCAGGCAUUCCACAUAUUCCAGUGCGGCUGUUGUCGCAGACAAACACGCAUUGGACGGCACAUACCCUCCACACCGUUAUAUUGA